UAUGUUACUUGUUGAUCUCUGCUCGAGAAGUCGACUGUGUUAACAUUAAAAUAAUUUGCAUACAAAAAAGUAAUCAUGGUAUUGCUACCGAUUACUUUGGCCUUAAUAACUUUAGUACUAGUAUGGUAUUUCAUUGGGAUAUACAAUGAAAAUUAUUGGAGAAAACGUGGUGUGGUCUUCUACAGCAAAAACAAAGUCUUAGGACCAUUAUGGGAUUUCUUAGUGUCACCACGUCCCUUGUUCCAAGUCUUUGGAGAUCUCUACCAACAAUACAGACACGAACCAGCCAUCGGUUUGGGACACUUGUUAACACCAGCGAUGUUUGUCAUCAAUCAGAAAAAUGUGCAGCAAGUUCUAUCAGGUGACUUCCAAUCUUUUAAUCAUCGAGGCAUGGAAAGCAUUGAAGGAGACCAAUUAAGUGAUAAUAUUACCUUCAUGACUGGUCCAAGAUGGAAGCUGAUGCGAUCGAACAUGACUCCGUUGUUUACGGCAAACAAAUUGAAGAACAUGUAUUACAUCAUGGACAAAAGUGCUCAAGACUUUGCGAACUAUUUGAAAAACAAUCCCAAGACCCGUGAUGGUAACUUAUUUGAAACUCUUAUGAUGUUCUGUAAUGCUGCAGUUUGUGGAGCUAUCUUCGGCAUUGGAUCAGAGUCAAUCUUUGAUUCACCUUUCCUCAAAGUUGCAAGAGGCAUAUCCCAAUCUAAUUUAUCGAUGAAGUUGAAAUUCGUAUCAUUUAUUGUAAGCCCGAAAUUGUCUUCACUUUUGGGCUUGAAAUUUUUCAAAGAAUAUGAAGAAUUCUUUGUUAAAUCAAUUGGUGAAGUGUUAAAACGAAGAGAUCAGGAAAAUGUAAAGCGUCACGACUUCGCUGACAUUGCUUUAGCUAUACAGAAGAACGGUACCAUGAGAGACCGUACAACAGGAUACGAGAUAGAGCCUACGACCGGUAUACUCUCUGCACAGGCUUUGUUCUUCUUUGCUGCUGGUGUAGAGCCUUGUGCUAAUGCGAUCUAUGCGACGUUGUAUCUUCUGAGUGUACACCCAGAAAUAUUACAAGAUGUGCACCAAGAGAUAGAUAAGCAUUUUGAAAAAUACAAUAACAAUAUAACCUAUGACGUUAUUUGUGAGAUGGAGUUUACAGAAAAGGUAUUGAGUGAAGCAAUGAGAAUGUUCCCUCCAAUUGGAUUUUUGACGAGACAAUGUGUUCAGGAUACUGUCCUACCUGUUGGUAAUAUCCCAGUACAGAAAGGAACCAAAAUAUUCACUCCAAUUUAUGAUAUCCAUCACGACCCUGAAUUGUAUCCAGACCCAGAAGUGUUCGACCCGGAGCGAUUCUCCAAGGAUAGGAGACCCAAUGACGACAUUUACAUGCCAUUUGGAAUGGGCAACAGGACGUGUAUAGGCGCCAGGUACGCCAAGCUACAAGUGCAGGCUGGUUUGGUGCACGUCUUACGAAACUUCACUGUUGCAUCGAAGCAAACAGAUGAAAAGGUAACAUUCAAGCACGAUUCGUUUAAUGUGAGAUUAAAAAACGUUGAUGUUCAGCUUAUUCCUAGAAAUGUGAAAUAGAUAGUUUUGUGACAAAAAGUGGUUACUUACCAAAUGCAGCUGAUAAACCAAAGGACUAUGAUGUACUUAUGUAUGUAAGCUAUAUUUUUUUCUAUGAUUUUUAUAUAUUCGUAGCCUAUGAAGCUUUUUUUAAAUGAUUUAAAAUGUGUAUAAUUUUCAUUUAAUUCACAUUCGCUUGUAAUUUUCAGGGAACAGAAUUGUUUCAAAAUAAAUAUCUAUGUAAUAAUAAUUUUAGGUAAUAGAACGUUUAUAAUAUAUUCAGUUUAUUCAAUGUAACUAUUUGUGUAUAUAAUAUGAUGUGUAAAGAAGAUUUUAUAAAUUAUAAUAAGAGAGACGUACUAGCUAGGUAUAAGAUAUUAUCUUUCAAGGAAAAAAGGAACUAUUGCCGUUUUCUUAAGUGUUAAUAAAAAUAUUGAAUAAUA
Messenger RNA from Spodoptera frugiperda (fall armyworm), 1991 nucleotides. Its product is annotated as cytochrome P450 6B5-like. Gene Ontology annotation, molecular function: heme binding; oxidoreductase activity, acting on paired donors, with incorporation or reduction of molecular oxygen; monooxygenase activity. Bases 76 to 1569 code for a protein of 497 amino acids. The record is from RefSeq and is a predicted model, not a curated record. The transcript has a single exon. NCBI's taxonomy places the organism in Eukaryota, Metazoa, Arthropoda, Insecta, Lepidoptera, Noctuidae.